This is a messenger RNA of Carcharodon carcharias (great white shark), 2855 nucleotides long. RefSeq names its product beta-galactoside alpha-2,6-sialyltransferase 1-like. The coding region runs from base 784 to 2247 and encodes 487 amino acids. The record is from RefSeq and is a predicted model, not a curated record. Lineage: Eukaryota; Metazoa; Chordata; Chondrichthyes; Lamniformes; Lamnidae. The transcript is spliced from 11 exons. Gene Ontology annotation, molecular function: sialyltransferase activity.
AAACCUAUUCCGAGACGAGCAGUGAUAUGGUUACAGUCUGGCCUUGGCCAAUCGUUUUGAGUUUAAUACACUAAUUCUGCAUUUGCAUUGUCACUUGCAGAAUGAUAGUGAGUAUACAAUACUUUAGAAGCAAUCUUCAGAAAUACAUGGAGAAACAGUUUCUCAACAUAACCUGGAGAAUGAACGAGAGCCAGACGGACUCAGACAAGCUGCUGGAAGAGGGAGGGGAGGAGAGGCCAUAACCACACAUGGCGCUCAAUGAGUAAUUCUAUCUGAACUUUAUCAGAAUCCAGCUAGAAGGCAGCACAGAAACCAUCCCCACAACAUUCAACAGAAUGGCAGUAAAAGAAAAUGGGCAGUACAUUUGGAGCAGAUGCUUUACUGACAAUGACCUUCCCUGCUCUACCUACAAUCGUCGCAUCCCUCCAUUGACUGGCCCCUUCUAGCAAGUAUGAAACUUUAGUGCCAGCUUUCGGCAGUUGUCCUCUAGGACAAAUCGCCUCAUCUUGUUCAUCCGAAUUACUGUGUCCAUCUUCAAAUAUCCUGUCAACCUCAGCAACCUGGUCCUCACCAUCAUGCAACAUAUGGGUAUGCAAAGUUUUGGCUUUGGAGUCCCUAAACUUCAGCUAGUGUUGAAGGUGAAGAUCAAUCUCACUAUUGCAGACUGUUUGACACCGACAGUUCAGCAAGUUUAGGCAUGUUCCAGAGAUGCCAAAUGACUUCGUUUUGCGUGUUUCCUACGCUAUCCAACAAGUGAUAGGUUGAACUUAACUGUGGAUUAAUAUGGUUCGACGUAGACUUUGGACCAUGAAGAAAGUUUUCUUCUUCACAAGUGUCACAGUCCUCUGCCUGUACAUGGUAUUCUAUAAGAUGUGCUGUCAGAAAGGAAACCUGUUCCUCACAAAUAGAUCGAACAGCACAGAGACCAAGAGGCUCGAAUAUAAUUUGAUUCAGUGGGCCAUUCAGGAGAUAGUGCGAGAUAAGAAGGUUAUUGUUGGGCCAAAUCAAGAAGAUGUCACCCAAGAUUCUUUUCCGAAAACCAUUGAGGCAGCACAAAACCAUCAGUUAAGUUCUGGAGUUAUUUUGAAGACAAGUGACAGCAGAGUCAAUGGGUCCAGCAAUUCAGAAAUUCAGUUUAAAGAAACAGCUGUUUCGAAGGAUCUUCUGCCCACCUCUAUGGUUAAUAGGUAUUUAUCCAGGGUACGACAAUUAAAGGAACCAACAAUCGUUCACAACACAGCAGCAAAAUCCACAAAGAUAAAGCUCACGUUGAAAAAUCAAUGGAAUUCAUGGAUGAUUUGGAAUGAAGAAAGCUCUUCGAACAACCUCAACAGGCGUCUACAGACCGUUAAAAACAGUUAUAUGUCUAUGAAUAAGUAUGCUGUGAACUUCACUGGAACAAGGAAGUUAAAGAAGCUCAGCAGCAAAGAACUGUUAUGUGAACUGAAACAGAGGGUCCAGGUGAUGUCUAUUGAAUAUGGAGAUGAGGCCUUCACGACAUCUGACUGGCAAGAGUACAUACCAAACAAGACUCUUACCCAAGCACUUGGCCCAUUCAAGAUGUGUGCUGUUGUGGCAUCAGCUGGCUCUAUCCUCCGAUCAAAGCUGGGAAUGGAAAUAGAUGCCCAUGAUGCUGUUCUGAGGUUCAAUGGGGCACCUACCAUAGGAUUUGAGUCUGAUGUGGGGAGACGCACAACAAUUCGGAUAGUUAAUUCACAGGUCAUGUCGAGGCAAGAGCUGAAGUUUCAUGAUAACAAUUUAUACAGAACAGGCACCUUAUUAGUGUGGGAUCCAGCACCGUAUUCAGCUAAUCUUACUGAGUGGUUCAAACAUCCAGACUAUAAUUUCUUUGAAAAUUACAAAAGAUAUCGUAAAGAUAAUCCAAACCAGCUUUUCUACAUAAUAAACCCCAAGAUGCAAUGGCAGCUUUGGGACAUCUUGCAGGAGAACACAGCUGAAGACAUCCAGCGCAAUCCUCCGUCCUCUGGGAUGAUGGGUAUCCUAUUAAUGAUGACCAUUUGCGACCAAACGGAUGUUUAUGAAUUUCUGCCCUCAAAGAGACAAACAGAUCUCUGCCAUUAUUACGAAAAGUUCCAAGAUCAGGCCUGUACGAUAGGUGCUUACCACCCCUUGAUGUUUGAAAAAAACCUGGUGAAACGCAUAAACCAGGGUUCAGAUGAAGAGAUCUACAUGAAAGGCAAAGUCACAUUACCAGGAUUUGGAACAUUCCAGUGUCCUAAGACAUGAGUUAAAGAAAACUUUCACUGAAGAUCUAUGUUCUCUGGAACCUGCUUCAAAAGAAGGAAGCUUUGGCCAAACAAUGCCAAGGUUAUUGUUUCAGCCUUCCACCUGAACAACUCGAAGACCGGGGAAGAACUUCAUGUCCAACCACUCACCCAUGACCAAAUGCCAACAUACCUUGCCAUCACCCUUGACUGUAUAUUGACCUAUUGGCAACAUCUUCAAAACACUGGAGCCAAGGUCAAGAUGAGAGUAAAUCUCAUCUGAAAACUGGUGGGUACCACCUGGGCAGCAGAGCCACCAUACUAAGCACUGCUUCACUCACCGUGGUCUACCCAACAGCAGAGUAAUGCUGCUCAGUCUCAGGAACUGCCACAAAAACAUGGUAGAUAUCCACCUCCGAGAAGUCAUGAGGAUUAUUUCUGGGAUGUUGAGACCAACACAGCUCAAGUGGCUUCCUGUGCAAGAACACAUUGAAUCUCCUGAUGUCCAAAGGAAAUAAUCCUUCUCCAUAAAACAUAGGAGCAGAAGUAGGCCAUUCAGCCCAUCGAAUCUGCUCCGCCAUUCAAUAAGAUCAUGGCUGAAAUGAUAACCCUCAACUCCACUUUCCUGCC